AUGCACAAGGCCUUGGAGAUGAGGGCGUCGCAGGUUGUAGGGUCGACACAUGGGCGUGGAUGCAAGGCCUUGCGCAAGCCGGGAGGAGGGAUAAUCAGACUUCGGGAUGGCGGAGGUCCUGCUGGCGGCGGCGGCUUGCAUGCUCUGGCUUUUGUGGCGUGCCGGGAGGUGGGCAGGCGACGUCGGGUUGACGGAAGUCCUGGGGGCAGCCGCCUGCAGGGGGCAUCUACAGGCAGAGGUUUUGUGAGUGGAGGCCUACAGGCUGUGCCGACUAUGGUUAUUGCCGGCAACGUCAGGAUGGCGGAUAUCCAUUGCCCAUUUAGUGUCAAGAAGGGAACAGACCACAUCCCUGAAAACUUUAUUACACCUAACAUCCCUGCUACUUGGGGGGCAAUGGAAAAGUUACAUGAUGCUGGCAAAGUUCGCGCGAUUGGUGUGAGUAACUUCUCAUCAAAGAAGUUGGGUGACUUGCUUUCUGUAGCUCGUGUACCUCCUGCUGUUAAUCAGGUGGAAUGUCAUCCUGGUUGGCAGCAAACUAAGCUCCACAACUUUUGUCAGUCAACUGGAGUUCAUCUUAGUGCUUGCUCACCACUAGGUUCACCUGGUACUACUUGGAUGAAUGGUAAUGUCCUCAAAGAACCAAUAAUCAUCUCAAUAGCUGAGAAACUCGGAAAGACAAUUGGACAGGUGGCUCUGCUCUGGAACAUUCAGAUGGGUCACAGUGUACUACCAAAGAGCACAAAUCAAGAAAGGAUAAAGAAAAACCUGGAUGUUUACGAUUGGACAAUUCAAGAUGAUUGGACAAUUCAAGAGAUUAAGCAGGUAGCCUUAGCUAUACUUUAA
Triticum dicoccoides is the source of this 843-nucleotide messenger RNA. RefSeq names its product NADPH-dependent aldo-keto reductase, chloroplastic-like. Lineage: Eukaryota; Viridiplantae; Streptophyta; Magnoliopsida; Poales; Poaceae. The record is from RefSeq and is a predicted model, not a curated record. The transcript has 3 exons. Gene Ontology annotation, molecular function: oxidoreductase activity. Bases 1 to 843 code for a protein of 280 amino acids.